This is a messenger RNA of Stylophora pistillata, 959 nucleotides long. RefSeq lists its product as uncharacterized. The record is from RefSeq and is a predicted model, not a curated record. Lineage: Eukaryota; Metazoa; Cnidaria; Anthozoa; Scleractinia; Pocilloporidae.
CAGCCGAAGAAAAUGAAUAGCAUAAAAACUUUAAGCUUAUAAAGAAGCUUAAGUACUCAAAAUUAAAUUAAUUUUACCAUAGGAUAAAGUUUAUUGCAACAACACUAAGUAGAUGUAAUUCCUUACGUAAUUAAAAUUGCAUUUUUUCCAGAAAUGAUUCCAUGAAGUGGUCAGAAGAACAUGACCUUAUGCUUUGUAGAGAGGUUCUUCUUCUUGAACCAUUUAAGCACCCAAGACAAAGUAAAGAGAGAGGGAAAAUCUGGGGUGAAAUAGCACUAAGCUUAAAUGGCAUCAGUUCGCCGAAUUUCAAAGUUAGUAAGCGUUCUGUGAGGGACCGGCUUACUCUUUUGCUUGCCAAAUACAAAGAGAAGAUGACAAAGGAAGAGCAAGGUUCUGGCAUUGCAUGUGAUGAUGAAACAGAAAUAGAGAUAGCAUUGUCUGAAAUCAUAGAAAAAGAACAGGCAGCUGAUUUAGAAAGGAAAGAAAAUUCAAAUACCCUUACUAAAAAGAAUGAGAAUGAUAAGGCCUCUGCAGAAGAAAGUAGAUUAAAAGCCAUGGAGCGCCUGGGACAAACCAGAAAGAGGAAUGCUGAUACAAGUUGUGAUGAUGUUAGUCAAAGAAAAAGCAGAAGUAGUAUUACUGAAGCUGUGCAAAUCCUGAAAGAGAAGAUCGAGAAUGAGAGAGAAAUCCGGAAAGAAGAAAUUGAACUGAAGAAGAAAGAGCAAGAAAAUAAAGCCGCCCAGCAUCAGAUGCUUAUAGAUCAGCAGAGACAGAACCAGCAACAAUACCAGGAUGUAUUGAGAAUCAUGGCUGAACAGCAGCACAGGCAGGAACAACAGCAGCAAAAUUUUCAAAUGCUUUUCUUGCAACAGCAACAGCAACAGCAACAAAGUCAAAUGCUCAUGGAUUUGCUGGAAAAAGUCGUGCCCAAAUCCUCAUGAAGGAAAGGUGAAAAAGCA